AUGAAGGGGGGUGGCCUCGGCGCGAUUCUUCUCCCAGUGCUACUGCUGCUUAGCGGCCAAGUCAAGGCUGACUACGGAAUCAAAACGAACAAGCUGACCUUCCUCUCCCAAUCGGAACAGUGCAAAAAAGAAAUCAGCAUCUAUGAAGAAGGAAAUUCAUUCUUUAUACGAAAUAAGGACAACACAUAUUUGGAGGUCCAAGAGAAGGUGACAGUCGCAGGGAGCUUGGAUGUGUUUGGGACUGUCCACACGAAUGAGUACCGCGCGUUUGGGCAGAAGCAGUGGACUUUGCACCACCUGGACACGUUCGACCGGAAGGAGAGUGCCUGGAUCCCCUCGGAUAUCAGCACAUGUGGGAAUUCCCCCGACACCUUUCUGGGAGGACCCUGGUACGGGAACAAAAGGGUAGAAGAAUCGCUUUUCGAAGCAAAUGUACAAAAUGGUGCAGAGAAAGGUACGCAGAGGAGUCAAAUAAAAUUGCCGUGUUACGCCAUAUUCGGAGCUGUGGAGGCCUACACCACUGUUAGAGACAUACCAAAGCACAGCGCACUGAAAAUUAAAUUAAGGGUUCACUUUUUCGAUGCCUGGAAAGGCGAUUCACUGUUUCUUCAAGCUGAUAGGAAGACCGUUUGGGCUGAGCAGAACUGGGCUGACAUAACCUGCAACUUAUAUGCUAAACUUGUUCCUCCCACACUCAUGCAGAAUCACACAAAUCGAACCCUGAAGAAAAGGGUGUUGGUGACGGAAUAA
Molecule: messenger RNA, 750 nt
Organism: Plasmodium cynomolgi strain B
Lineage: Eukaryota; Apicomplexa; Aconoidasida; Haemosporida; Plasmodiidae
Exons: 5
Coding region: 1-750 (249 amino acids)
Source: RefSeq, a predicted model, not a curated record